Molecule: messenger RNA, 480 nt
Organism: Zychaea mexicana
Lineage: Eukaryota; Fungi; Mucoromycota; Mucoromycetes; Mucorales; Lichtheimiaceae
Product: S-adenosyl-L-methionine-dependent methyltransferase
Exons: 3
Molecular function (GO): S-adenosylmethionine-dependent methyltransferase activity
Source: RefSeq, a predicted model, not a curated record
AAACAAAUGGUCGACUGGGAAAAGAAAUGGCAAGAUAAGGAAACGUUUUGGGACGCCGGCGAAUCCAGUCCAGCUUUGGUCAAACUGUUAAAGGAGCAUUCAGACUUGAUUCCUGCCAAAGGUCGAGGUUUGGUGCCCGGUUGUGGAAGUGGUUAUGAUGUCGUACUCUUUGCCACCGAGGACCGACACAUGACCGGUCUUGAUAUGAGCACCACUUGCAUUGAUUUGGUUAAAAAGAAACGUGGCACCGGUGAUGGAAAAUACGAUUUCAUCUGCGAUGAUUUUUACAAGUUCAAAGUACCAGAAGGUGGCUACGACUUGGUAUACGAUUAUACCUUCCUUUGUGCUAUGCCACCUACUAUGCGUCCCGAUUGGGCUGCACGUAUGGCUGAGAUCAUCAAGCCUGGCGGUGUGCUCGUUGCAUUAAUAUUUCCACUCAGUGACAAAGGCACUCCAGGAAAACCUCCUCACACCGUCUCC